GCAUUGUAUUGCAGCAAGCAGGCGUCUCCCUUUUGCGAAUAGUGGCCGUACAUCUUAUUUCCAUCCUUGCAUCUAUCUCCACUUGAAGCCCUUGUCAUCCUGGACGCCAUUGACGACUGUGUCCUGCUCAGCAGCACCCUUUCACCGCGAUCAUCUGCUCUACCCAUGGGAAUCUCAAGCGAGCAGCAGUCAUGUCCCAAAUCAAAGGUUCCGAUACAUGUGGUGCACCACCCGCAGCACACAUCCAGGCUGCAGCCACCGCCAAUGGCUAUUCAGAGCCUGUCGCUGCGCCACCACUGCAAGCCGCGCUCCUGGCCAUCGAUCCUCUACCCGCACCCGCAGAUGCAAGUGCAGGAAGCGAUCCUACAGCACCCGCAGCGGGACAUGAUGUCACCAGCACCGGACAGAUUCAGGUCAAAGCCGGCCCGAUGCUCAAAUACGACACAACGGUGGACGGCGUGUACCACGCGUUCGCCAUGAUCGUCACCGACGAUGCUGCGUCCGACUAUUCGUCUCUACCCACCCUGGCUCUGUCCGCACCCACGCUCAGCGGUAGCAAAAUGGUGGUGCAAGGAAAGGAGAUCUGGCACUACAAAGGUCAGGGCGGCCCGCACACUUUUUGGCGGUUCGAAUACAAUAUUCCCCUUGCCGACGGUCUCAUCGAGACACCCGUGACGUACCAGAUCUCGCCAGGGAAAGUGCAAGCAAAGAAUGACCAGAAGCCGGACAGCGUGGACGCAACCAAGGAGUACACCUUUAUCGUGCCUGGGAAGGAGAUGAACUUCAGGUGGGCUGGACAUAGCUGCAAUGGCUUCAGCUCGAGUAUUAAUGCCGAAGAGUGGAAUGGAGCCAAUCCACUAUGGGACGAUCUGCUUAAGCAUCAUGAGCAGCAAAGGUUCCAUAUGCUUAACGGAGGAGGAGACCAGAUCUACUGCGACAAGCUGACAAAAGAGCCGGAGCUGUAUGCGUGGACAACGUGCAAGAACCCACAACAGCGCAGCAAGAUGCCCAUGACACCAGAGAUCGACGCCGGGAUCGAGCGCUUCUUUUUUACGUGGUACUGUGAAUGGUUUGGCUCGGGAUCGUUCAGCAAGGCAAUCGCGCAGAUCCCCAUGAUGAACAUGCUCGACGACCACGAUCUUAUUGACGGGUUUGGAACAUACGAUGACGAUUGGAUGUUGAGCGAUAUUUUCAACGCCAUUGGUGCCAAAGGGUACUUUUACUACUUGCUUUUCCAACAAUUCAUCGUCGACGAAGUGGACGGCUUGUCCGAGUCCUCGCACCCGAACAAGUCCAUUAUUUUUGGCGAGCACUCUGGACCGUACUUGAAGAAUAUCCGCAAUCACAGCUUCCUCAGCUACCUUGGUCCGAGCCAAUGGAUCCUCAUGGUCGACUGUCGCUCUGAGCGCAAGAUUGACCAGAUCGUCAGCCGCGCGACAUACAACAAGGUGCUCAAGCGCGUGCACACGCUGCCACAUGGCGUGGAGCACCUGAUCAUCCUACUGGGUGUGCCGCUCGCGUACCCGCGCAUGGUAUUUCUGGAAAAGACGCUCGCGUCGUCGUUCAACCCGUUGAUCUUGCUCGCCAAGGGCAUCUCGCCGAGUUUCACGAACAACUUCAACGGCCAGGCCGAACUGCUUGACGACCUCGGCGAUCAUUGGUGCGCCGGUCCGCAUAAGCACGAGAGGAACUGGCUCGUGGAACGCAUACAGGAGGUGGCGUGCGAAAAGCGGUUGCGCGUCAGCUUUAUCAGUGGUGAUGUUCACGCGGCUGGUGUCGGAGUUUUCUUUGGCUACCACCAGCACAACCCGUCUACGGAUCCCAAGUACAUGCUCGCUGUGAUCACCAGUGCGAUUGUAAAUGCCCCACCUCCGCUAGCGGUCAUCAACAUGCUCAACCGCCUAGCUAGAAAAAAGCACAGAAGCUUGUUCUACCGAGGCACAAAGGAGGCAAUGGUUCCGCUCUUUGACAAGGACGUCAAUGGGAAUAAUCAGAACAACAAGUUCAUCAUGGGUAACCGCAACUGGUGCGCCGUAUCGUACGACCCCUCAUCGUCCGAGCUGGAGUUCGACAUUCGUGUCGAGCAAGGCAAAGGCCGUGGUGUGACCAAGUCGUACGCCGUGCGGUCGCCGCCUCCGCGAUGGGAGGCGAAGCGUGAGCACCUGUCGAUGCUCCACAUGAAGGACUUCGAGAGCAGGAUUCACCAUGUCAAGGAGGGCUUUAAGAGCAAUAAGUCCGAUAAGGCUCAUGAUGUCCCUUCGCCCGGUGCUGCUGCAACUUGAACGCCUGCAACGCUUCCCCCUUCACGGCUGUUUCGAUCAAUGUACCGAAGAUGUUGAGCUUACACCUUCCCUUCGAUCUGCAUGAUACCCCGAUCCACCGCGAGCCUUCUUAAUGACGCUGUGAUAUCUACCAUCAAAUCUGUAUUCAUAACAUCGAUCUCUUAUCGACUCUUUCCUGCUCAAUCCCAGCUUGCUAACGAUGACAUUAUAUGCACUGACCACCCAAAGGGAAGAUCUCGUCAGGUGAGGUGGCUGCUUCGAAAAGUGGCACCAAACUCAUCUGCAGCCUCCAAAGAUACACGGUGAAGACAGAUGCAAUUCGUUAAUAAAUGUCGUCGCAUUUCAUUAUGCGCGUGACGACGUGAAUAGAACAUGGAGCUUGAUCACAGGUAUGAUGCGCGGGGUUUGUGAUUGCGGGGCCUCUUUGCGCCUUUGAU
Messenger RNA from Tilletiaria anomala UBC 951, 2719 nucleotides. RefSeq lists its product as uncharacterized. Gene Ontology annotation, cellular component: membrane. Lineage: Eukaryota; Fungi; Basidiomycota; Exobasidiomycetes; Georgefischeriales; Tilletiariaceae. Bases 192 to 2282 code for a protein of 696 amino acids. The transcript is spliced from 6 exons. The record is from RefSeq and is a predicted model, not a curated record.